AUGACGGCUCGAGAUGCCGCGUUGGUGUUGUUGUUGGACUCGCUGGCAAUGCUACCGCUACCGUCUGCGUUUUGUACGAUGAUGUGCGGAUGCACUGUAGGCAGAGGCUUUCGGGGUUGCAAGCCUAUCUAUGCCUUUCGUAGGAUGGUUUGGUUGAUACACCAGAGGCAUACUCCAUACGCGUUGAGUGGUCCAAUUGGGAGUUGGGCCAAAAGAGGUAAGCUGCAAUGGGUAGUCGGCACGUCAAGAGAAGAGAGGCAUAAACUGUCGUGGAUCGCGAACGCGCCAGCGGGGGAGCAUGGUGGAGAGCGGGCGGGAGCUCAGCCUCCUCGAUGA
Colletotrichum tamarilloi is the source of this 336-nucleotide messenger RNA. RefSeq lists its product as uncharacterized. NCBI's taxonomy places the organism in Eukaryota, Fungi, Ascomycota, Sordariomycetes, Glomerellales, Glomerellaceae. The transcript is spliced from 3 exons. Bases 1 to 336 code for a protein of 111 amino acids. The record is from RefSeq and is a predicted model, not a curated record.